This is a messenger RNA of Prorocentrum cordatum, 688 nucleotides long. Lineage: Eukaryota; Dinophyceae; Prorocentrales; Prorocentraceae. The record is from the annotation of a GenBank genome assembly.
AGGAGCAGAUCCGCGAGAAGGCGGCCGCCAGGCGGGGCAACAAGGAGGCGCGCGAGGAGGAGAACGCCAAGAGGCGCGCUGCCAUUCAGGAGAAGGCGGCGGCAAAGCGGAGAUUAAAGGCUGCUGCGCAGGGGGGUGCUGCAGGCGCCGGCCAGCCAGAGGCGAGCCCGCCGGAGGCGAGCCCGCCGGAGGCCGAUGGGAGCCCGCCCCCGGAGCAGCAGGCCAGCCCGGAGGCCGAGCGGAGCCCGUCCCCGGAGCAGCAGGCGAGCCCGGCGAGCCCGGGGGAGGCCGAGGGGAGCGCGUCCCCGGAGCCGCAGGCGCAAUCGGAGGGCGAGGGCGAGGGCGAGUCGGAGGGCGACGGCGGCGGCGGCGAGGUGGAAGUGAGCUUCUUCUGAUCGCUGGCGAAGUGACGGCUGCCCUCGCCAUCGGGGUCCAUGGUGUCGGUUGUCCCGCUUGCUUCCAGGCUUCCGCUUCUCUGGUGAAGUGCUGUCUGGGCAUGAGCGGGCCGGCGCAGGGCGGGGAUGGGCACGGGUGCCCGCCACGCAGACCGAGAGCUCGGGGCACGCCUGCACACGCGGCAGCCGCGCGCGGUGGCCUCAACGGGGUCAGCAGCAUCGCCCCUGUCGAACCCCCCUUCCCUCUCCGGCAAGCGCGGGAGCGCUGCUUGGCCAAGACUCACAGUGCAGGA